CAAUGAGGUCUGUGACCAUCUUCUAGUCGAAUCGGAGUAUUCCCGUCAUCAUGUGCGCCCAUUUCUCGCGUGGUUUGCUCUCUUUUACCAGGACGAAGACGGCUACGACCCUUCCUACGAGAGGUGUACAGCUACGAGUGUGAAGGAGAAGGCAGCAUGACGCCCCUUUCAGUCUCGAUAAUGGUGGGCUCAUUGAGCGGCUUCAGCAUCGCGCUUUUGGCGUCAGUUGGCGUUGGGACAUGCUUUAUUCUUCUUUCUGUUGCGGCCUAUCGGAUGCUUCUGCACCCUCUCGCGAGCAUACCAGGCCCCCGUCUAGCUGCGGUUUCAAGCUGUUGGCACGCCUAUCAUGUCAGGAACGGCCGUGUACGACUAUUGGCACAGACCUUGCACGGUACUUAUGGCGACUGUGUGAGAGUUGGGCCAAAUGAAGUGUGGUUCAACAGCAAGGAAGCAUUCGAUCAUAUUUACAGUACUAGCAGAGGCUGUGAAAAGUCAGACUUCUAUUUGGCGACAAGAUUGAGCAGACCUCAGAUGGAUUGGCACUUGCGCCUACACUUCCCGGACAACUUAGAUCUGCUCUCCGAGCUCAACACGAGACGGUAUCGCUUGCAGAGGCGGCUUAUUGGUCGCACAUAUCAUGCGUCGAACGUCGCGAAAUACGAUGCUGCAAUCGACGAGGUGGUGAAGCGCGCUGUCACAAAGCUGGCUUCCCUGCAGGGAGAGGAACUUGACCUGAAGGAAUGGAUGCACAUCAUCGCUGUCGAGUGCCUCGGAGCCGCUGUUCUGUCCUGGUCGCCUGGGUUACUCAAAGUCGGCAUCGACUGGGGCACGAUUGUGCACAGUUACAGAGGGUGGAGGAGAAAGAGCGUCUUUGGCCUCUUCCCCAUCAUGACCAAGUUGGAGCUGUUGUCAUCGGAUAUCGGCAGGGCCUUCGCCGCGCUCUGCGGCGUCACAUACAAGACGCCUGCCAAUUUCCGGCCUUUCUUUCCUGACGUAUCAAGACGAGUAUCGCGGCGAGUCAAGGCAGCACUGAGAGACAAUCCGCCCAAAGAUGCCAGGCAGGACCUUCUCGCGGACCUGAUUCAGCUCCACAAGGACAAACCCGAGUUCAAUGAGCUUUACCUCCGGAAAAUGGCUGUGACCAACUUUGGUGCUGGCCACGAGACGAUGGCGUCCACACUCACAUCAAUCCUUGCCAUGAUAGGAUCACAUCCCCACGUUCAGCGGCGAGUAGCCGACGAAGUCCGGCAGACAUCAAAAUCUGGGCCCCUUGACAACGUCGCCAAGAUGGUGUAUACGCGCGCCACCAUCAAAGAGGCCAUGCGUCUGUACCCCGUAAUCUCCAUGUCUCUUCCCCGCAGAGCGCCUGCGGGUGGACUGCAGGUGGGCCGCCGCUGGUUCCCUCCGAACACGACGGUCGGGUGCAACCCCGUCGCCCUGCAUCGCAACAGCUCCAUAUUCGGUAGCGAUGCCGCGUGCUUUGACCCGGGGCGCUGGCUCGGCGCCCAGGCGGGGGACGACACGCGUCUCCGGGCGAUGGACCGCUUGAUCGACGGGGCACCAAGAGAGAGGCGUUUGAUGAAGCCAGCGGGCAAAAGCUUCCUUGACUUGACAGGCUAAGGGCAGCUUGGCACGCGCGGCUUUACGUUAUAGCGCUACGGACCAGCGCGGGCGGAACAAGCAGCCAUCGAUGCACCGCUGAUACGGUUUACGGAGCUUACGAACUGGCAAUUUGCGAAGACUCCCGAAGGGGCUGCUCGGAUCUUGAUGGCUUUUGGCUCGACGCUACUUUCAAGCUUGGACGGAGUCGGACGAAGCCCUCUACGACGACAUCACGGCAAAGGCCGAAGCUGAUAUGGUGUUAUGGAGCUGCACCUGUGCCUCAAGCAUAUCAGAUGGUCAGACUUACACACUUCAUACGAGCCGAGACGAGGCAGAACAAGCCAUCAAGCCUCCGUCACUAACAGGGAGGAAGGACCCGCCAGGGCCGAAUGCAGUAUCAGUCCCACGCCUUCGAAGAGUUUCAGCCGGCAGCUGUUCUGAAUCGUACCCAUGACAACUCGCAUUGGUCACCCUGCCUUUGUCCGCCAGAGCUGGCAGGCGGCAGAGAUUUCAGAACCGACGUCUCCCAUUCGCAAAUCGUAGAGGCUUCUUACAAGCCACUGCGCUUGAAAGGGGCGACACCCGUUCGCCCCUGGUGGCAAGUCUGUUGGCCCAUCUACUUGAACCAACAGCCGUUUUUUUCGGGCAAUUAUGGGAUGGGUGGUCGUCGACGGGCUUGGCGCGGCCCUGGCUUGAUGAGUGGUGGGCUGGGCGAGGAGGCACACUCCGAAUCGCCGUGGCUUGCCCGAUGGCUGUGGGCGAGGGUGGGGGACACACUUCGGUGGCAGGCAUUCCCUGAUUCAACCGCUCUCCCAAGGGUGCGCUAACCCAGGACGGAACGUUCGACGGGGCUUCCAUGCGUGUGAGACUUGGCACGCUUGUGGUCCUGGGCUCCUGGGAUGGUGGCACGAGUGAUAUCCCCCCAGCAACUUGUGUUAUCAUCGCUCCACUGCACUAAGUGUAAAUGGUAGGAGAGAUGUCAAUUACUGGUGGGUUCUUAGUCCUUCGGCUAUGAUAUGAAGC
Messenger RNA from Purpureocillium takamizusanense, 2625 nucleotides. RefSeq lists its product as uncharacterized. Gene Ontology annotation, molecular function: monooxygenase activity; oxidoreductase activity, acting on paired donors, with incorporation or reduction of molecular oxygen; iron ion binding. Lineage: Eukaryota; Fungi; Ascomycota; Sordariomycetes; Hypocreales; Ophiocordycipitaceae. The record is from RefSeq and is a predicted model, not a curated record. The coding region runs from base 157 to 1620 and encodes 487 amino acids. The transcript has 6 exons.